CAGGCAAGCAACUCGAGUACUUGUCAUCUCCUCCUCUCCCUUCCUGCUGUGAAGAGGGAUCAAGUGCUCAUUAGCAAGCUAGAGAUAGGAAUCCUUUAUUAAUCUAGGCUCCUGACCUACAACCUCCGAUCCUCAUCCCCGUCGUAAUCUCUCAUAUAUACCGAAGCUAAGAUCACCAAUGGCGGGCCUGUCUCUUCAGCAUCCCUUGGCUUUCUCCUUUGGCAUCCUAGGCAACAUCAUCUCCUUCAUGACCUACCUGGCCCCACUGCCGACGUUCUACCGGAUCUACAAGAGCAAGUCGACUGAAGGUUUCCAGUCGGUGCCGUACGUGGUGUCGCUGUUCAGCGCGAUGCUGUGGAUCUACUACGCGCUGCUCAAGUCCGACGAGUGCCUGCUCAUCACCAUCAACUCCGCCGGCUGCGUCAUCGAGACCCUCUACAUCGUCAUCUACCUCGCCUACGCGCCCAAGAAGGCCAAGCUGUUCACGGCCAAGAUCCUGCUGCUCCUGAACGUUGGCGUGUUCGGGCUCAUCCUCCUCCUCACGCUGCUCCUCUCCGCCGGCCAGCACCGCGUCAUCAUCCUCGGCUGGGUCUGCGUCGGCUUCUCCGUCAGCGUCUUCGUUGCGCCGCUCAGCAUCAUCCGUCAGGUAGUGCGCACGAGGAGCGUGGAGUUCAUGCCCUUCUCGCUCUCCCUCUCCCUCACCGUCAGCGCCGUCGUCUGGUUCCUCUACGGCCUGCUCAUCAAGGACAAAUACGUCGCCCUACCGAACGUGCUGGGGUUCAUCUUCGGCGUCAUCCAGAUGGGCCUCUACGCGAUCUACCGCAACGCGACGCCGAGGGUGCCAGCCAAGGAGGUGGCCGACGACGACAAGGAGGACAUGGUCGUCAAGGUACCCGAGCACGUUGUGACCAUUGCCAAGCUGGGCGAGCCGGCCGUGGAGCUCAAGACCCACGAGGUGCGUCCUGCCAUGGCCACGCCCACGGCGGAUGCCGGGCCGGAGAACGACAAGGCUGUGGCCAACAAGCAGGAGAACGGCACGGUGCCGGGCAAGGGAAGCAACACUGACCAAGUUUAGAUUCAUCAUGAGUAUCUCCUGGUCAUAAGUAAGGCUGCACGCUGCGCAUGUACCACGCGAAGUGGCUGAGCUGUCCGUGAACGCAGACUUGUGCAGAUGUAUGUGAGCUAUGAAAAGGUGCAGUGGGAGAAUGAGAGGAGGGGAAGAUCUCGGGGUCGUAGUUCGCAUCUGCUGCCGCAGUUUGAUUUAAUUUCAUUCUCGUGCAUGUAUUAAUAAUAUUUAGCAUAUGUUCUUGUAAUAGUCCUCUGGUUGUGGAAGUGAAGCGUUUCUUUUUCUUCUCA
Molecule: messenger RNA, 1356 nt
Organism: Panicum virgatum (switchgrass)
Lineage: Eukaryota; Viridiplantae; Streptophyta; Magnoliopsida; Poales; Poaceae
Product: bidirectional sugar transporter SWEET14-like
Exons: 6
Coding region: 179-1075 (298 amino acids)
Biological process (GO): carbohydrate transport
Cellular component (GO): membrane
Molecular function (GO): sugar transmembrane transporter activity
Source: RefSeq, a predicted model, not a curated record